Molecule: messenger RNA, 1612 nt
Organism: Lachancea meyersii CBS 8951
Lineage: Eukaryota; Fungi; Ascomycota; Saccharomycetes; Saccharomycetales; Saccharomycetaceae
Source: the annotation of a GenBank genome assembly
AUGUCCUCGAAAAAGCCCAAUUUUGUCGUCAUUGUAGCCGACGAUAUAGGCUUCACCGAUCUUGGUUGUUUUGGAGGAGAAAUCCACACGCCGAACCUGGACAGGCUAGGGCGUGAUGGCUUGUGGUUCAGGCUUUCAUACCGCUUCAGCCUGUUCUCCUACACGGUCAAUGUUGCUCUCGGGAACCGACAAUCAUAUAGCAGGACAAGGUCAGAUGGUAGAAUAUGCAAGGGGAUAUCCGGAGAAGUUUGCUGGACAACCAGACUAUGAAGGAUAUUUAACUUCAGAGUAGCAGUAUUGUCCAAAAUUCUCACUCCCUAGUAUUACACUUUGAUUUCAGGCAAAUGACACUUGGGGCUUGAUGAGCCGUAUUGGCCGGAUAAAAAAGGAUUUGAGAAGAUCUUCACUUUACUACCGGGAGACGGAAACUGCUACAAAUUCGACACAUCCGAGGAGUUUUUCGUGCCCUUCCUUUAUCAGAAAAAUGGACGCCGGCUUAAUGUCGACAAAGAGCUCCCAGAUGAUUUCUACAGCUUAGAUUACUUCACCGAUAAGUUUCUUGAGUACUCGGACAAUGAGACAGAGCGGAAAGACAGGCCAUUUUAGGGCUUUCUGACUUAUACUGCACCUCACUGGCCCUUACAAGCGCCCCGGGAGACAAUUGAAAAGUACAAAGGCGUUUAUCGCGAUGGGCCCUUGGCUCUCAGAAACAAGCGGCUGAAACAUGCAGAAGAGCAAGACAUUAUUGAGAAAGGAGUUGUGCCGCAUUUGGUGGAAACCUUCAAAGAAAAAGUAUGGGACGAGCUUGACCAAGAGACUAAGUAUUAUGCCUCCUGCAUUAUGGAAACAUAUGCUGCAAUGGUGGACGAGCUUGCUAAAAAUGUUGGUCGCGUCCUCAAGAAAUUAGAAGAGAAAAAUGAACUAGAAAAUGCCGUGAUUAUGUUCAUGUCUGACAAUGAAGCUAAGGGCAUGCUGUUAGGAGCUUUUCCGUUUGGCGGCAGAAAGUUUACGGACUUCAUAGGGACGAAUUACAAUAACAGCUUUGAGAACAUUGGAAACAAAGAUAGUUUUGUCUACUAAGGUGACUUGUGGGCUCAGGCAGCUACUGCACCCAGGCACAUGUAUAAAUUGUGGGCAACUGAGGGCGGGAUCAAUUGUCCCUUGAUUUACACUGUCCUAACCUCACGACAUCACAAAAGAAAGGAAAUGUAGUCUCCGAACUCACCACCGUAAUGGACAUUCUGCUGACCGUUUUGGACUUGGCGAAGGUUCCACACCCUGGGAACUUUUUUCACAGAAGAAUGGUCCAUACACCCAGGGAAAGACCUGGAUACCAUAUCUCGAAGAUUCUACUGACCAUGUUCAUGACGAAGAUACAGUGAUGGGAUGGGAACUUUUCGGACAGCGCGCUGUAAGAAAGGGGCUUUUGAAAGCCGUUUAUGUUCCGGAACACUUGAGAAAAGGUAAAUGGCAACUAUUUGAUUUGUCUAAGGACUUGGGAGAGACGACUGACAUCAGUGCCGACUUUCCUGAUAAGCUAGGCGACCUCGUUGGAUACUGGUCCAUUUAUGUCGCAGAGACUGGACCAGUAGAUAUAAACGAGUACCCAUAA